Molecule: messenger RNA, 339 nt
Organism: Klebsormidium nitens
Lineage: Eukaryota; Viridiplantae; Streptophyta; Klebsormidiophyceae; Klebsormidiales; Klebsormidiaceae
Source: the annotation of a GenBank genome assembly
AUGCAGGCGGCCUAUGCUGAGCUCAUCGGGCCCACCAAGGAGCGCUUGAAGAGCAUCUUCAGCAUUUUCGGCUUCACGCAGCAGACCUCAAGGCCAUCGAAAGCCGCCGAUGGGAGAGUGAGCGAGGGCAAGGCCAAGAAGCGGAAUGCGGUGGCGAACAUGCUGAGGGCGGGCUUUGGGAUCGAGCUACAGAUGGCCGCCGAAAAGAGCGGGGGCAAAUUCAAAACGCCCCACCUGUUGACGCCGACUAUCUAUCACGAUCUCCAUCAGCGAUACGGUCCGCUUAGCCCGAAAGUGGCCGCUCCCGAACCGGAGUGCAUCAUCAGGCCGCGAAGCUAG